Messenger RNA from Aspergillus pseudonomiae, 2940 nucleotides. RefSeq names its product ATP-binding cassette Fe/S cluster precursor transporter ATM1 (gene atm1). Gene Ontology annotation, molecular function: ATP binding; ATP hydrolysis activity; ABC-type transporter activity. The transcript has 7 exons. The coding region runs from base 319 to 2493 and encodes 724 amino acids. The record is from RefSeq and is a predicted model, not a curated record. Gene Ontology annotation, biological process: transmembrane transport; intracellular iron ion homeostasis. Gene Ontology annotation, cellular component: mitochondrial inner membrane. NCBI's taxonomy places the organism in Eukaryota, Fungi, Ascomycota, Eurotiomycetes, Eurotiales, Aspergillaceae.
CCGCAACUGGUGCUAUCUCAUAACCCUCGUCGCUUGCCUUGCUUCGCUAAAUACCCUUCGUGAAUGAUAUAGUCCUCUUCAUCUGCUGGUUGAAAUAUUUACUUUCCACCAGUUCUCCGUCUGUCGCAAAAUUGGAAAGCAAUUCCUCGGAAUAUCGAGCUGUGAAGUCAUCAUUUACUUCCGAACCUUUUUCCUCCGAACCCGGCGGUCCUCACGAGACAGCAGUUCCGCAGCAGCGCCACCACGAUUAUGAUGGUUCCUUGAAUAAGAGCACAGUUCUCGCAUUAUCUCGGUCGCUGCGAUAUUUAUUUCACCACCAUGCUGCCCCGGGCAGCCCGACCGCCAUGCCUCCGUGUCCCCGGGCACUUCGCACAUCGCGGUCCCGCAGUCCCGCGCUCCACGCCGCGGAUAGCUACACGGCAUAGCAUCCAGUUCAGAGUAUUCUCGACGAGCAAAGGUCUAUUGAACAAAAAUACCACUUCAGACCCUUCCUCACCACCGAAGACACCCAAUUCCGGUUCUCCGCUCGCACCUCAAUCGCCGGACGAGAAAACGAAGAAUGCCCAGAAUGCUGCGGGCACGCCGAAGAGAGAUCUUCUGAGCGAAACUACGGUGGGAAAGAAGGAGCAAAGGAAGGCAGAUUGGGCGAUAAUGAAAGAAAUGGCCAAAUAUCUUUGGCCUAAGGAUGAUUGGGGAACGAAGCUGCGUGUCGGAACCGCCCUAUCGUUACUCGUUGGAGCAAAGCUCCUCAACGUGAAUGUGCCAUUCUACUUCAAGAGCAUUGUCGACUCGAUGAAUGUGGACUUUGCCGCAAUUGGCGGGACGGCCUAUACAGUUGCAGGUUCUAUGAUCAUAGCUUAUGGUGUUACGAGGAUUGGCGCUACACUUUUCCAAGAACUUCGAAACGCCGUAUUCGCUAGCGUUGCGCAGAAGGCAAUCCGCAGAGUCGCACGGAAUGUAUUCGAGCAUCUAUUACGGCUAGACCUUAAUUUCCACCUUAGCAGGCAAACCGGUGGCUUGACUCGGGCAAUUGAUCGCGGAACGAAAGGCAUCAGCUUCCUACUGACAUCGAUGGUCUUCCACGUGGUUCCUACGGCUCUGGAGAUAUCUCUUGUGUGCGGAAUAUUGACAUAUCAGUAUGGCGCGCAAUUUGCUGCGAUCACAGCUGCGACCAUGGUCGCAUACACUGCUUUCACAAUAACGACUACUGCAUGGAGAACCAAGUUCCGGAAACAGGCCAAUGCUGCGGAUAACCGCGGUGCCACAGUAGCCGUGGAUUCUCUGAUCAACUACGAGGCUGUCAAGUACUUUAACAAUGAGAAAUUUGAGGUCGCACGGUAUGAUAAGGCGCUUAAAGCUUAUGAAGACGCUUCUAUCAAGGUGACGACGUCGUUGGCCUUUCUCAAUUCCGGUCAAAACAUGAUUUUUUCAAGUGCGCUUGCCGGCAUGAUGUACCUCGCAGCAAAUGGAGUCGCCAGUGGUUCGUUGACAGUUGGAGACCUGGUUAUGGUCAAUCAGCUUGUCUUCCAGCUGUCAGUUCCUCUGAACUUCCUUGGCUCUGUGUACCGUGAAUUACGUCAAUCUUUGCUGGACAUGGAGACCCUAUUCAACCUACAGAAGGUCAAUGUGAAUAUCACGGAAAAGCCAAAUGCGAAGCCUCUACAGCUCCACCGCGGAGGGGAGAUCAAAUUCGAAAAUGUGACUUUUGGUUAUCACCCGGACCGCCCUAUUCUCAAGAAUGCAAGCUUUACGAUUCCUGCUGGCCAGAAGUUUGCUAUCGUGGGACCCAGUGGCUGCGGCAAGUCGACCAUCCUGAGAUUAUUGUUCCGGUACUAUGAUGUCCAAGAAGGCCGUAUUCUUGUUGAUGGUCAGGACGUGCGGGAUGUGACUCUCGAAAGCUUACGGAAAGCCAUUGGUGUUGUGCCUCAGGAUACCCCUCUCUUCAAUGACUCUAUCGCACACAACAUUCGCUAUGGAAGAAUUGACGCUACUGAUGAAGAAGUGCACAAGGCUGCACAAAGGGCGCACAUCCAUGAACUGAUUGAGAAGCUACCGGAAGGAUAUAAGACCGCUGUUGGUGAACGAGGAAUGAUGAUAUCCGGUGGUGAAAAGCAACGAUUAGCUAUCUCACGACUGAUAUUAAAGGACCCAGAACUCCUGUUUUUCGAUGAAGCUACAUCGGCUCUCGACACAUACACGGAACAGGCUUUGUUACAGAACAUUAACAGCAUUCUCAAAGACAAGGCGCGGACAAGCGUUUUCGUGGCUCAUCGAUUGCGAACAAUCUGUGACAGCGACCAAAUCCUUGUGCUGAAGGAGGGCCGCGUGGCAGAAACGGGGUCGCAUCGUGAACUUCUUGAGCUUGAUGGCAUCUAUGCUGAGCUGUGGAACGCCCAAGAAAUGUCUUUCGCUGAAAACGCAGAGACCGAAGGUAACACCGAGUUUGAGGAAGGUGCUGGGAAAGAGGUGCUGCCAGAAUCUAGACAAACGUGAGCCGGUUAGGAAACUAGACUUUGGAAGUUGGGUAGUUGCUGGUUCAAUUUAGCAAUAAAUAUAUUUUUGACUCGAGAAAGGUUCUACGGCUAUAGAGUAUUUAUUUCUUAUUUCUCGCAGACACCUUGAAACUGUCCCCAGAUCAUAUAUACUAUACUUUCGGAUGUCCUAUACAGUACUACAACUUUCCUUGUCCUUGGUGACGAAAUACACUAGCAUAAUCAACGCUGCAUUCGGUACCGUUCUUGGGAAAAUAAAGGGCGAGAUUAGGUCCAGUUCUAAGUGGAGAUCAAAGAACAGCGCCGAAUCAGCGAGGCGGCACCCAAAUCGAUGGUACAUCAUACUAGUGCCGUACUUCGUCCCAAGGUCUCCAUAGUCCAUAUGUAGUACUCCCAAGUGCAUGGAUGGUCCGAACGAACCCGGGAGGAGGGUAUAUGCCAUGAUUGC